Messenger RNA from Dendrobium catenatum, 619 nucleotides. RefSeq names its product histone H2A-like. Lineage: Eukaryota; Viridiplantae; Streptophyta; Magnoliopsida; Asparagales; Orchidaceae. The transcript is spliced from 2 exons. Bases 47 to 493 code for a protein of 148 amino acids. Gene Ontology annotation, molecular function: protein heterodimerization activity; DNA binding; structural constituent of chromatin. The record is from RefSeq and is a predicted model, not a curated record. Gene Ontology annotation, cellular component: nucleosome.
UUUCCGUAUUUUCAGAGAGGUCUUAAGAGUUCGGCAAAUACGAUCAAUGGAAACAGCUAAGACGCAGAAAGCGGCCGGCGGCCGCAAGGGUGGCGGGUCGAAGAAGAAGGUUCUCCGCUCCGUCAAGGCUGGCCUUCAAUUCCCCGUUGGCCGCAUUGCUCGUUUUCUCAAGAACGGCCGUUAUUCCAAGCGUGUUGGCACCGGCGCCGCUGUUUAUCUCGCGGCUGUCCUCGAAUACCUUGCCGCUGAGGUGUUGGAGUUGGCCGGAAACGCUGCAAGAGACAACAAGAAGAGUCGGAUUAUUCCUAGGCAUUUGUUGCUUGCAGUGAGGAAUGACGAGGAGCUCGGAAAACUUUUAUCUGGUGUGACUAUUGCUCAUGGAGGAGUCCUGCCAAAUAUAAACCCUGUUUUGUUACCAAAGAAGACUGCGGCUAAAGAGGCUAAUGAGGCUAAAUCGCCCACGAAGGCAAAAAAGUCCCCCAAGAAAGCGUAGAGAUUUCUUUUGGGAAAUAUUUUAGGAUGUUUUCAUAGUUAGAAAUGGCGAUUUUGUUUGUGAUUUGAGACAUCCUUGUUUAUCUUUAAUGCCAGAUAGUAUUAACGUAGCUUCUAACGUUUUGUC